Messenger RNA from Lepisosteus oculatus (spotted gar), 4181 nucleotides. It is a transcript of the gene oprm1, whose product is annotated as opioid receptor, mu 1. Gene Ontology annotation, biological process: G protein-coupled opioid receptor signaling pathway; neuropeptide signaling pathway; sensory perception of pain. Lineage: Eukaryota; Metazoa; Chordata; Actinopteri; Semionotiformes; Lepisosteidae. The record is from RefSeq and is a predicted model, not a curated record. Gene Ontology annotation, cellular component: plasma membrane; neuron projection. Gene Ontology annotation, molecular function: beta-endorphin receptor activity; neuropeptide binding; G-protein alpha-subunit binding.
AUUUAAAGAAGGAUUAUUUUUUGGCCGUGGUGGGGAUGCUGUUACUGUACGUGGUGCAAAGCAGAUAGCGCAGCAUGAUCUGCUUGGGGGCUGUUUUUUAAAUCGACGUAAUACAAACUCUCCAGCUGAUAAUCAAUUCAAACCAAGAUUCCUUUUUUUUAAGGCUGUCGGGUGGUCAUGUGGUUUAUAAAGUGACGUAACGUGGCUUGAUAAAACGAGAAAACGCGACGUGAAAGUGAUCGGCUUCAGCUGUACGUUACACUACGGGCUCUCCAGACGCGUGUCUACAGGAUCGACAGUAUUUGCAAAUCAGGCGGCAGAUCCAGAGAGCUGACUAGCUACAGUACCUGCCACACGUGUUGAGGCAACGGGUCCUGCGUGCAGGAGGGGCGCAGCGACAGUCCAAGCAGUGCCGUUUCCCGCAGAGGUACAGACAGAGAGACUCUUCGGCUGAGCUGCUCCGAGCCCGAAUUGCCAGCUUGAUUCGUUUAUUGAUCGCUUGAUUGAUCGAUUGGUUUCCUCAUCGAUCGGUGCCAUCAUGGAGAGUGCGGGCAACGGCACGGCAGCAGGGAAUCACCUUGCCUCCCCGCUGCUACAGAACGGCACGUAUUUCUGCAGGAACCUCAGCGACCUGUUACUGCUGGAAGGCAACCUGUCAAAGUGUGACAGGGCGGACGCUCUGAACAAGGGCUCGACUCCCAUGGUCAUCGCGAUAAUCAUCACAGCGCUCUAUUCCAUAGUGUGCGUCGUAGGACUGGUGGGCAACGUGCUGGUCAUGUAUGUCAUCAUCAGAUAUACGAAAAUGAAAACCGCGACCAACAUUUAUAUUUUCAACUUGGCCUUGGCAGAUGCUCUGGCUACAAGUACUCUGCCCUUCCAGAGCGUGAACUACCUGAUGGGCACCUGGCCUUUCGGCGACGUGCUCUGUAAGGUUGUGAUGUCCAUUGACUAUUACAACAUGUUCACCAGCAUCUUCACUCUCACCACCAUGAGCGUCGACCGCUACAUCGCCGUAUGUCACCCCAUCAAGGCCCUGGACUUCCGGACCCCAAGGAAUGCCAAGAUCAUCAACGUCUGCAACUGGAUUUUGUCUUCCGCCAUCGCCCUGCCCGUGAUGAUAAUGGCAACCACAACCAUGGAAUACAGUGCUCCAGGAUUCACAGACUGCACUCUGAAAUUCCCUCACCCCUCCUGGUACUGGGAGAACCUGCUGAAGAUCUGUGUGUUUAUCUUCGCCUUCAUCAUGCCGGUGCUCAUCAUCACGGUGUGCUACGGGCUGAUGAUCCUGAGGCUGAAGAGCGUCCGGAUGCUGUCCGGCUCCAAAGAGAAGGACCGUAAUCUCCGCCGGAUCACCCGCAUGGUCCUGGUGGUGGUGGCCGUGUUCAUCGUCUGCUGGACGCCCAUCCACAUCUUCGUCAUCAUCAAGGCCUUGGUCACCGUUCCCAACUCCCUGCUGCAGUCCGUCACCUGGCACUUCUGCAUCGCCCUCGGCUACACCAACAGCUGCCUCAACCCCGUCCUCUACGCCUUCCUGGACGAAAAUUUCAAGCGAUGCUUCCGAGAGUUCUGCAUCCCAGCCGCCUCGGCUCUGGAGCUGCACCAGUCCAGCCACACCCGGCACGCCAACCGCGAGCACAACUCCAGCGGCCACACGGCAGAGCGCUCCAACCACCAGGUAUGACUAGCCGUGGAGAUGUCAUCGCUGGACUAUCGCUCGCAGCCCGCUGAUGACAUGAAUUCGGAGAUCACACAGGUUACCACAGGGCUUUAGCUAGUCCCAGCCUCGAGCGCACUGCCAGCUGUUGGAAUGGCUGAUGGCUGCAGCUCAGAGCCUCUCUUGAUGCUUUCCCCCUGACUUACUGGGUGUCAAGGGUGUGGCCUUUGAAUGUGCUUCAUGCCAGCCCUGUGAGACUUUCAGCCAGGUCAGGCAGAGCUGUUUCACUGAACAGCGUGAACAGUCAAGCAUUUCAAGGGAAAAACAAGCCAAACCACAGUUGCGUCAACCUGUCAAGCAGUUGUUUAACAUACAUUGGCUGUAUGUACCCAGUCAUACUCUUCUGGCGUGUGAUAAACUGUGCCCUACCUUGUGGUCCCAGAACAGCAAAAUGCUACAGCGUAUUCAAGGACUGGGAAUGUAAAUGAAUCUUUCUUCUUACUUCAGACUUUUUUCCAGAGCAGAACAUUCUGGAAUCCCUGAAAAGACCUUUAACAGAACCUUUAAGAAUUGAACCAAAAAAUGAAUUUUAAUGUAACUCCAAGCCAGCGUGUCUUUUGGGAAGGGCAGUGCAACUGUUCAGGGGAUUGCAUGUGCGCCAGUACAUUCACUGAGAGUACCAGCUCUUAAUUUAUUGGUGACCAAACAGAUCAUCUCCUCUUGGGAAAUGCAGAGAUAUGCUUUUAUAAGCAUUUAUAAGCAUUUUCAGUUGGAUAUUCUCUUAGUAUCCAAGUGACAAUUUUUUUAUAUUGUAUUGUCAAACAACCUGGCAGUACAUUUGACAUUUAACUUUGAUAAACAGGUAACUAUGAGCUGUUGAUUGAAGUUAUCAGUUGAGGAGAUUCAGAGGUCUUUGGAAAUUUAUACAGAUGUUUUUCCACUUACAGACUGCUGUGUAUAAUUCCUUUCCACUGAGGGCACAUUGCUUUGGUCAUUCAGACCUUUCAGCUAAAGAUUGUUAUUGAAGCUUUACAUGUUAUUUAUUGAACAUCUAAGCUUACGAUGCUCUUGUUUAGAUAUUUUGUACAGAAAGGGUGGAUUUUUACUUUUUUCUUGCUCUUUCUCACAGUUUGACUUCUUUGCAGCUCCUGAUCAGAAUAUUGUAUUUUUGUAUUUGAAAGAUAUUCUGUAUUAGUAUGUAUAACCUGUCCUUUCUGGGCAUCCAUUAAAGUUACUGUGUAUUGUGAUUUUGUACAGUGGGCUCUGAUAGAGGAAAGGCUUGGACACUGCCACUGGCCGAUGAUUGAUUGAUUGAAAUUCUCAGAUGUUAUACCAUUCCACUGGAAAGCUGUGCUAAUGCAGAAACAAUAUACAACGGAAUCAUAUUGUUGACGUUGCCUUCUAUUUUAGUGCAAGUUUCUCAAACACUUACAGUAUAUCUCACUUCUUGUUUUUGUUCUACACAGCCUUUAAAUUCCUGAUUAAUUAUUCAACAAGUUGUACUACUUUGGCACUUCUUGGCCCUAUUAUCUGUGCUAUCAGCAUACCAGAUCAGCACAGCAAGUAAAGAAUUGCCCCACAGCUCAGUGCUUAGUACUAUAAGAUACAAUAAUGGGGCUCUAGAGUGCGGAAAAGAGGCCAAAUGAUGACUGACACCAGGCAAGAUGUGUUUUAAAUGAUUAGUGACUUCAAUUUGUAUUUACAAGAAACAAUUGCUCAUAAACAGAACCCGUGUCUUCAGACUCUUUUUUUUAUUCACAUUUUUCCAAUGAAAUAACGAACAAUGUUUUCUUACACUGCACAACAUAUUUGAUUUCUGAAGGUCGCAACACAUCCAACCCAUUCUCAAAGUUCAGCACAACUCUUUCUCAAAAGCUUGGGUGUGAAGAACGAGGACUUUGUGUCGUGUGGAAGGGUUUGAAUGGUUUUCUUUAUGCUUCAGAGUUUGCCUUUCGUGUUUUAUUUUUACCGGAUUGAAGAAAACAAACAGCACACAUUUUCUGCUCAAUUCAGGGUUGUAUAAGCGUGACUUCAGGUCCCUACAAACUACAGGCUAUAAGGAUAAAGGGUGAUAAAGGUCUCCAUAUAAGAGAAAAAUUACUAUACUUCUCUUUACUUUUUGAAGAAAAGAGAAGGGUUUGAUUUAAACCUCUGUAUCGGAUUUUGCAGACAGUAAUUUACCUUGUCAGAUCCUGUCCUCCAUUUGUGAAAUAGCCUGAAAGUGACUUAUUCAGAUGGGUGCCUUCAGUCUCCAUUGUAUCUAUUGUAACUAUUGUCGUGUGUAAACUGAGCACCAUGAAACUGACUGUUCUUUGUAUUUUAUGUUGUAAAUUAAAAGUAUACAGUUGAUGUGUGGCUAAUUAAGCACUGGUGAAUGUACAUGUACAAAACUUCUUACAUUCAAGUUAUUAUGUUUUAUUUUCAGAAUUCUGAAAUUUGCAUGACAUUGUGUUUGACAUUUACAUUUCUGAAAAGUAUAUUUACGUCAUUAAAUGUCUUAAUGGAUCCCAUAUUUUUUAUGUUUCAG